CUCAACCAUCCAGAGAUGACCACAGUGUCAAUGGAGCCUGUCGGAGUCCUCGUUGAAGGGGGCGCCAACGCCACCGACCCCCCUCUGAACUCACAUGAGGACACAGCAGCCACCUUUACCAUUGGCACCAUUCUCUCCAUCAUGUGCCUCGUUGGAGUGUCAGGGAACAUCUACACCCUGGUGGUCAUGUGCCAAUCCAUGAGGACUUCAGCCUCCAUGUACAUUUACAUCAUUAAUUUAGCUUUGGCAGAUCUGCUGUAUCUUCUCACCAUUCCCUUCGUGGUCUGCACACACUUCCUGAAGGGCUGGUACUUUGGGAGCACCGGGUGUCGCAUUCUGAUCAGCAUGGACUUCCUGACAAUGCAUGCCAGCAUCUUCACACUGACGAUCAUGAGCACAGAACGCUACUUUGCAGUGCUCAAGCCGCUCGACACGGUCAAGCGGUCUAAAAGUUACCGGAAGGCCAUCGCUCUGCUGGUGUGGGUAGCUUCUCUAAUCCUGGCCCUACCAAUGCUUGUGGGCAUUCAGCUAAUGACAGUGGGCAAGAAAGUCAUGUGUCAGCCCACCUUGUCCCCACUCUCCUACAAGGCCUACAUCUCCGUCCUGUUUUGCACAAGCAUCGUCGCUCCGGGACUGAUCAUUGGCUACCUCUACACCCAGCUUGCCCGCACGUAUUGGGUUUCACAGACGGAGACCUUCAAACAGACCAAGAAACUACCCAACCAAAAGGUUCUGUACCUGAUCUUCACCAUCGUCCUUCUCUUCUGGGCAUGCUUCCUGCCAUUCUGGAUCUGGCAGCUGCUGGGUCAGUUCCACCCGUCACUGACCCUCUCCACCAAAGCCAAACGCAACAUCAACUACCUGACCACGUGUCUGACGUACUCUAACAGUUGCAUUAACCCUUUCCUGUACACGCUGCUCACAAAGAACUACAAGGAGUACUUGAGGAAGCACAAGCGCUCCUGGACGGCAGGCAGCUACUUCAACCGGAGGAGCCGUUUUCAGCGCUCUCCUCGCAGGUCGCCAUCUUCCAGCAGUCAGCAGUGUACCGAGAGCUUCAUGCUCUCCCAUACAGCCUCCCUGCGAGCUCAUAACAGCAGUUUGUGA
Molecule: messenger RNA, 1107 nt
Organism: Pleuronectes platessa (European plaice)
Lineage: Eukaryota; Metazoa; Chordata; Actinopteri; Pleuronectiformes; Pleuronectidae
Gene: uts2r1
Product: urotensin-2 receptor
Exons: 2
Coding region: 16-1107 (363 amino acids)
Biological process (GO): blood vessel diameter maintenance; neuropeptide signaling pathway; regulation of blood pressure
Cellular component (GO): membrane
Molecular function (GO): urotensin II receptor activity
Source: RefSeq, a predicted model, not a curated record